UUUUUAUGCUCACAGCGCAGCGGCGCCAUGUUGUAGUGUGGCGACUGACUGUUCUCUUAAAUUUUAAUUCAAACAAAGUUCGUAUCUGCGGUUCGAAUAUUAUAAUUCUCACUAAUUUACAUUUCGCAACUGAUAUAUUCAUUUUCUCACAUAAAAAAUAGACAUAAUUAAGUUUACUUUUGCCAACCGCGUUUCGUUCCGCGUGGUGUAUUUUCCGCCGAAAGCCGAUGCCCCGUGCCCGCCAUUACAAAUUUUGUCAACUCAGUCAUUACCGAUUGUCGAUUGAUGAAGUAGGUGCUUCGUAAAAGUGUUGUGUAGAUAUUUAAAUAUUACUUCAGCAGUAGAAUAAAAUGGAGAAAGGCAAAGAGAUGGUAGGGUCCAGAGUAUAUGUUGGUGGCCUGCCGUUUGGUGUAAGGGAGAGAGAUCUUGAAAAGUUCUUUAAAGGAUUUGGCAGAAUUCGAGACAUACUCAUCAAGAAUGGAUAUGGAUUUGUAGAGUUUGAAGAUUACAGAGAUGCAGAUGAUGCAGUUUACGAGUUAAAUGGGAAAGAGCUACUCGGCGAAAGGGUCGUGGUGGAGCCGGCGAGGGGCAUCGACCGCAGCGCGGACCGCUAUCGGCGCGACCGCCACUACGAGCGCGACCGCGGCCGGUCGCGAUACGAUGACUACAAUUACAGAUACGGACCGCCGACGCGCACGGAGUAUCGACUAGUCGUCGAAAAUCUAUCUAGCCGCAUUAGCUGGCAGGACUUGAAGGAUUACAUGCGUCAGGCGGGAGAAGUGACUUACGCCGAUGCGCACAAACAACAUAGAAAUGAGGGUGUGGUGGAAUUCGCCACCCACUCGGACAUGCGUGCCGCGAUCGAGAAGUUAGAUGGCACAGAACUUAACGGUCGUCGCAUUCGCCUUGUGGAGGAUCGUCGUUCGUCCCGGCGCCGCACCCGAUCAUCUUCGAGUCGUUCCCGCUCGCGAUCCCGAGAACGUCGCCGCUCCAGCCGAUCCCGUUCAAAGUCUCGGCCAAAGAGCAAGAGUCCUGCAGCCAAAUCCCGCUCUCGAUCCCGUUCAAAGGAUCGCAGCCGCUCCAGAUCACCGUCCCGUAAGUCAGAGCACGGCUCGCCAUCCCGUAAGUCCGAGCGCGGCUCCGUGCCCCGUAAGUCCGAGCGUCGGUCUGCGUCCCGUCAGUCGCGUGGAUCCCGCGGCCGGUCGCCGUCCCACAAGUCAGUCGACCGGAACGGCCGCCGCUCAGACUCGCGCUCCAAGUCCCGCUCGCCGAAGCACGACUCCAAAGAGAGGUCCCGAUCUCGCAGCAAAGAAGCGGAAUCGCCCAAACGUGAGGAGGAACGUCGCGGAGCAAGCAAGUCACGAUCUCGUUCUCGAUCUCGCUCGGUAUCCCGCGACCGCUCGGUUUCUCGGGACAGAUCUCGAUCGGGAUCCCCGCGACAAAAUGGCGACACUCAAGACCGUGGGGGCAGCACCGAUCGCUCUCCCCGCAGUGGAGACUAAGCUAAUAGAUUUAAGACACAAGGCUCAUUUUCAUUGGUCAAUAGGCCCGCCAUUCGAGGCGCGAAAUAUUUUUGUUUAUGCAUGCAAAAAGAUACGUACGGGGGAACCGUUUUUAUUUUCCGAUGGAGCCCGCAAGCUGGAUAUUUCGUCUGGUAAAGUUUCGUUUAUAAUUCGUCAAAGCGAUCAGCUAACAACACUGGUGGACUCAUGAAGUUGUAUGCCUUACGGCGACAGAUUAAUUUAAUUGUGCGGUCGGCCGCUUGCGGGGAAUACCCGCAUGCCGUAUAUCGACUGAGAUCGAUAAAGCAGCAUUAGUCGUUAACCCGCAUUUGAGAAGUCCCCGAAUGGGUUACGGUUAAAUUAACAACCAAUGAAACUUAGCCUUUAAGGUAAAUCUUCAUGUUGUGGAUAUUCGAUUUCUUCCCUGAAUAUAGGCUUAAAAUCGGUAACUAGAGGUAGAUGAUCUAAUGUGCUCCUUGCUAUGAAGUGAACGUACAGUAGUCUGUCUCGGUCAACGUGACCACCUGAUAUAAUAGUUAAUUUGCAAUGCGGUACCAGAGCCCACCAACCCGCAUUGCAGAAGUGCAGCAGUGUUGUGAGUUUCGAGCUCAGAUAGCUCUUUUCUCACCUUGAAAAGGAAAAAAGACUUGUGCCCAGCAGUGCGAUGUUACCUGAUGAUGAUGAAGACGUAUUCCCUUACGUCAACGCACAGUAAAUGGUCUAUUUUAGCAAAUGGUUUUGUAAAUUGACCAUUUAUUUACAACAGGACCCUAAACCUCUAUUAAAUUCUAAUCGUACCCCAAUUUUUUAAGUAAAGAACAGUAAAUUAAGUUAAUAUUUACGUCAUACAAUGCGCGAUAAGAUUUUGUAUAGAGCCAUUGGACUUCUAGUCUAGGAAUAGAAGAGUCUAAACAAAGUUCAACGAAAAGAGGUAGUUAAUGUAAACAAACUUGACGUUAUUUGUUUGCUAGAGAGAAGCACAGAUACUAUACUAUUCUCUCAAACAAUAAGAUAAAUAACUAAUCUCUUUUAGUUCAUCUUUGUGUAUUUGUAGUCUUAAGUAAUAUUGUAAUUAUCUAAGAUGUUUAAAACUAAUAUUUUAUAAAUUAAGUAUUUUGUAAUUUAGGGAAUCGCGAAAUCUUGUACACUUAAUCGCAGGAGUAAAAUUGUUCACAACAUAAAAAUUAUCCAAACUUGCAUAAUCAUUUUGAAAAAAGGGUAUGCUUUUUAUUAAUAAGAAAAUCCAUUCCAUAUUCGGGGAAGGAAAAGACGUUUGCAAAGUGACGGUGAAAUCAAAAUAUUACUUUUAAAUGACGUAGUGUGUAUGAUCUCGUGACCUUAUUUAAAAAAAAAAAAAAAAAAAAAAUGAUACCGGAUAACGACGACCAUUGUUUUUAGGUAAUCUUUAAUUAAUUUAGCCAAUGACAAGCAAUCGCGAAAUAUUAAGGGGUUGGUGGGAAUAAUUUCUUUGUCGUGAGUUUUCGCGAUUCCGUACUUUCUGUACUACGUUUUAGAGGUAAAUUGUUGUCUUUGUGGAUUAGUGAAUGAAAAAUUAUUAAAAAAAAAAACACUGACGUAAGGUUGAAUUUGAAUUGCACGUAAUUGUAUAGAAUAAGCGUUGGCGUUUUCGGUAAUUUUGUAAUGAAAUAAAAAUGGUUAGUUUUAUUUUUAUUUUAUAUUAUGUGCAAUUUCGAUACCUAAAUCGAUCAACAGUUUUUGAACGAAAAUAAUACUUUAUUUAAGGUAUUUUGUAAAUACUGAAUUGUUUUAGGGCACCAAAUAAAUAGAUAAGUGAAAUAUC
Pararge aegeria (speckled wood butterfly) is the source of this 3303-nucleotide messenger RNA. It is a transcript of the gene B52, whose product is annotated as serine-arginine protein 55. Bases 351 to 1502 code for a protein of 383 amino acids. The record is from RefSeq and is a predicted model, not a curated record. Gene Ontology annotation, molecular function: mRNA binding. Gene Ontology annotation, biological process: alternative mRNA splicing, via spliceosome; mRNA splice site recognition. Gene Ontology annotation, cellular component: cytoplasm; nucleus; ribonucleoprotein complex. Lineage: Eukaryota; Metazoa; Arthropoda; Insecta; Lepidoptera; Nymphalidae. The transcript has 10 exons.